CAUCCAAAACAUGCAUAUUUUAAUCCAACAAAUAAUUCAAGUUCAACUCAUCCUGGUUCAACAAGUAACUUAGGUUCACUUCACCAUAAUCCAGGUUGUCCAUAUCCAAUUCAUCAUCAUGAUUAUAAUAUCAUUAAUGGAGCUGCU
This is a messenger RNA of Racocetra persica, 147 nucleotides long. NCBI's taxonomy places the organism in Eukaryota, Fungi, Glomeromycota, Glomeromycetes, Diversisporales, Gigasporaceae. The record is from the annotation of a GenBank genome assembly.